Xylona heveae TC161 is the source of this 2172-nucleotide messenger RNA. RefSeq names its product DNA repair exonuclease. The transcript has 8 exons. The coding region runs from base 1 to 2172 and encodes 723 amino acids. Gene Ontology annotation, biological process: mitotic G2 DNA damage checkpoint signaling; double-strand break repair via homologous recombination; telomere maintenance. Gene Ontology annotation, cellular component: nucleus; Mre11 complex. The record is from RefSeq and is a predicted model, not a curated record. Gene Ontology annotation, molecular function: 3'-5'-DNA exonuclease activity; manganese ion binding; DNA endonuclease activity. Lineage: Eukaryota; Fungi; Ascomycota; Xylonomycetes; Xylonales; Xylonaceae.
AUGCCUGCACCGACCGGUGCCGAUACGAUCAGAAUUCUUGUCUCGACCGACAACCAUGUCGGGUACAAUGAACGAGAUGCUAUUCGGGGCGAUGACAGCUGGAAGAGCUUUCAUGAGGUAAUGUGUCUGGCCAAAGACCGUGACGUCGACAUGGUUCUGUUGGCGGGCGACUUGUUCCACGACAAUAAGCCAUCGAGAAAGUCUAUGUACCAGGUCAUGAGGUCCUUGCGGAUGAACUGCUACGGCGAGAAGCCCUGCGAGCUGGAAAUGCUGAGCGAUGCAUCGGAGAACUUUCAAGGAGCCUUCAACCAUGUCAAUUACGAAGAUCCAGACAUCAACGUCGCAAUUCCAGUCUUUUCUAUCCAUGGAAACCAUGAUGACCCGUCAGGAGAAGGCCAUUUAGCUGCUCUUGAUUUACUCCAGAUCUCGGGGUUAUUGAAUUACUAUGGCAGGACCCCCGAGUCCGAUAACAUAAACGUAAAACCAGUUCUACUGCAGAAGGGGCGUACCAAGUUGGCUUUAUACGGCAUGAGCAAUGUACGAGAUGAGCGAUUGUUCAGAACCUUUAGAGACGGAAAAGUCAAGUUCUUCCGGCCAAGCACCAUGAAGAAUGACUGGUUUAAUCUUAUGAGCGUACAUCAAAAUCAUCACGCAUAUACGCAAACCGGAUACCUCCCGGAGAAUUUUCUGCCCGAGUUCCUUGAUUUAGUCGUAUGGGGCCACGAACAUGAGUGCCUCAUUAAUCCGCGGCUCAACCCGGAAACUUCAUUCCACGUUAUGCAGCCCGGCUCCUCUGUUGCAACCUCCCUCGUACCAGGGGAAGCAGUGCCUAAAUAUGUGGCGAUUUUAAGUGUCACUGGGAAAGACUUCAAAGUUGAACCGAUACGGCUAAAAACUGUCCGCCCUUUUGUGAUGAAGGAGAUUGUUCUUCAAGACGAUAAGAGGAUGCAGGCCCUAGCCAAAAAGGAUAACAAUCGAACUGAGCUCACCCGAUACCUUAUGGGUAUCGUCGAAGGUCUAAUAAAGCAAGCUGAAAAAGAAUGGUUCGAAGCACAAGAAGAAGCCGGUGACGAAGAAAGGCAAGAAGCCCCGCUUCCUCUCGUAAGACUCCGAGUCGAAUAUACUGCCCCAGAAGGUGGCAAAUUUGAUUGCGAAAACCCUCAGCGAUUUUCAAAUCGAUUUGUCGGUAAAGUCGCCAAUGUAAAUGACGUUGUGCAAUUUUACCGCAAGAAAACAAUUUCCGCUAGGAAAUCCAAGGACGAGCCCGACUUACCAGAAGAGUCUGUCAUCGCACAACUUACGAUCGACAACGUCAAAGUGGAAAAGCUGGUACACGAAUUCCUCAUGGCCCAGUCGCUCACUAUCCUUCCCCAAAACUCCUUCGGAGAUGCAGUCAGUCAGUUUGUCGACAAGGAUGACAAACAUGCAAUGGAGAUGUUCGUCAAUGAAAGCUUGUCCAAUCAAAUUAAACAUUUGAUGGCAAUGAACCAGGCCGAUGAGCACGACAUAAUGCAAGCUAUGGACCAGCACCGGUCCAAGUUGGAGGAGCUUUUCUCUGCAGGUGUUCUUAAAAAGACGAAAAAGGCCAAGCUCAAGCCCAGACCCGACAACUGGGACUCAGAUCUGGACGGUGACUGGGCGGAUCAGCCAGGGGCUUUAAUCCAUUCGGAAAAUGAGAUGCAGGAAGACGAAGAUGAUGUACCCCCUCUGCGUUCGCCAAAUCGUCCAGCGAGAGGUCGCGGAAGGACCACCGCUUCGGCGACAAGGACAAGUACGGGUGCAAAGAAAACUACAGCGGCCAAACCGGCUGGGACAAGAGGGAGAAAGAAGCCGGUUGAGGAAAGCGAGGAUCAGGAUCAGGACAUCAUCAUGCUAGAGGAGGAUGAUGAGGAAGAGGACCCUCCAUUACCCAAACCCACGUCAAGCCGGGGAAGAGCUACGGCAACACGAGCAAAUAGGAGGGCCGCAUCUCCCGAAAAGCGAACAUCGAGGGCCUCAGCAGCGUCAUCGAUGAGACAAACGAGAUUAAACUUUUCUCAGUCUACGCAGCAGAGUCCAGGCCCUGGCCGGAAGAAGGUGCAAGAACCGAGCGAUGAUGAGAUCUCGGAUGAUGAUGAUGAUGCCUUUGAACCGCCGCCGCCCACAGCCCGAUCUACAACACGUCGCAGAUAG